Ricinus communis (castor bean) is the source of this 1367-nucleotide messenger RNA. RefSeq names its product putative rRNA methylase YtqB. The transcript has 6 exons. The coding region runs from base 279 to 1139 and encodes 286 amino acids. The record is from RefSeq and is a predicted model, not a curated record. Lineage: Eukaryota; Viridiplantae; Streptophyta; Magnoliopsida; Malpighiales; Euphorbiaceae.
AAUCUGAAAGUUGAAAUUCUCAGAAUUGAAACCGAAAUCAAAACCAAUUAAAUGUUCUAAGGGCUAGUUUCGGGACGGAAACUAAUUUUAAAAGCUAAAAACUUUCCGAAAUGAAACUUAAAAAAUUGAAAUCGAAAUGGAUAGUAUUCUAAUUUAUAAGAUCCGGUUUCGGUCUGUUGUCGGGUAUACUUAUAAUAUCGCGACGAUCUGGGAAAAUAAUUAGUCGGAGAAAGAAAAAAAAAAAAGUAAAACAAAGGCUAACUCCAGAUAGAAGAAAAAUGUUGGGGCUGAGAAGUUUUCCAAAACCAGAUUCAUUUACCAGAAUCUACAAAACCCUAAUAACUACCAACUGUCCAAAUCUCGCCCUUUGCUCCCCUACUUUCCUAAAGCCCAUUUCUAAUAUAAAAUUCUAUGCAACUGCUACUCCUUCUGAUGUUAUUACAUCCUCAGUUGACUCUCCCUUUUCAGGAUUGGAGGAUGAUUUGGUGGGCUAUGUGUUGGGCAAGAAGAAGGCAACUGAAGUAGCCCAUUUGGUAUGGAAGCAUGUUUUACAAAAAGGGGACACAGUUGUAGAUGCAACUUGUGGCAAUGGGCAUGACACUUUAGCUCUGCUUAAAAUGGUGGCUGAUGAAUCAGGCAAUGGUCAUGUUUAUGGAAUGGAUAUCCAAAGUGAUGCUUUAGAUAACACCUCUUCUUUGUUGGAUGAAACUGUCACUUCUGAGGAGAAAGAACUUGUGAAGCUCUUCUCAAUCUGUCACAGUAGAAUGGAAGAAAUUGUUCCUGAAAAUACCCCUGUAAGGCUAGUUGCUUUCAACUUGGGAUACCUUCCAGGAGGUGACAAAGCUAUAACAACAGUUCCAGAAAAAACGUUGUUGGCAUUAGAGGCUGCAAAGAGGGUCUUAAUGCCGGGAGGGCUCAUCAGUUUAGUUGUAUAUGUGGGGCAUCCUGGUGGAAGGGAGGAAUUGGAGACGGUUGAAACUUUUGCUUCUGGGUUACCAGUUGAUGAUUGGAUCUGUUGCAAGUUCCAGAUGCUCAACCGACCAGUAGCACCAGUAGUAGCAUUCUUAUUCAAGAGAUGGAAGAAGAAUUAUGUUACUGAUGAUAAACAAUUUCUGUCACAUGGGACUGGUGUGUUAUGAUACCUUGGAUGUAUUUCUCUCUUUUUAUACUUUAGAUUUCCUGUAUUUUUUAUUUUUUGAUGAAAAAGCCUUGUAUUACGAAAAUCAGGAAAGAAUUAUAUCGUUCAGUAGAGGGGCAUUAAACUCAGUUGGAACCAUGAAGAAAGAUUCAUGAGAGAUGGAACUCGUUUUAUGUUUAUCUUUGAUUAGAAAAAAGAAAAUGAAGAAGAAAACAUGUUAUUCUUGUUA